AUGAUUUAAAACUCUUAGGUUAUAGGAUUAAGCUAUAAUAAUUUAUAAUACUCUUCCAAUCCUUAUUAAUCAGUGAUAAAACCAGAUUAAAUCAAUGGGACAACAUUAAGUUAUGCAGAACAAAAUCAACAAUAUAAUAGUUAAAUAUAGGCUAACAGCCUUAGUUAGGUAGCUCCUGUGACCUAAAAACCUGAUAUAUAUGGAGUUUAGAGUUAUAGUUAUGUAACUAAUUCUUAAUUCAAUGCUCAAUAGCCUAAAGCAUAUGCUAUUUCAGAAUAUAACACUUAUAACUCUCAAAUUGAACCAAUUAAACAAAUUAGACAAACUCAACCAGCAAGCGAAGCUAAUCCAAUCAUAGCUUCAACUCAAUUUACUUUAAAUUAAAAUGCAAUAAAUUAACAAGAACAAUUAGAUUUAGAUUAAUGGAAGCCAAAAAACAGUGUGCAUCAAUUUGAUUAACAAGUUAACAAGUCUCCUUUGAAAGUCAGCACUACUCCAAAUAAUGGACUUUCUCCUUAUCUCAGUACAAAUUAGCAACCAUACUUCGUAACAUAAAUUGAAGAAAAUAACUUCGAGUCUAUUUUGAAUGGAAAAAAUAAUGAAAUAGAAUACUGGAAAUAAAAAUGCACAAAAGUUCAAAAGCAAUUGGAAGAAUCAGACGUAAAGUUAAAUUAUUUAAGCAUUCAAUAUGAUAAUUUACGCUCUCAAUAUUUGACCUUGCAAGAAAGUCUAGAUUCUUAGAAGUUAGUUUUGCAACAAGAAAUUGAAUAGAAAGAAAUGAUAAUAAAGAAUUUGCAAUAACAAAAUGGAACUUUAAACGAUAUGUAUACUAAGGCAACAAACGAUUAUGCAGCAAGUAAUUAGUAGAAAAUAGAGCAAGAUUUGAAAAUAUCUGAACUGCAAAGACAGAUUUAAGAAUUUUAGCUCAAGAACCAAAAUAUAGAAUAGGAUGAAGUGAUUAAAAGAGCUGCAAGACCUAUCUUUGAAAAUAAGCAUAGUGUUACCAGCUCACGUGUUGUUGUAGUAGAUAAUCACUUAAAAUAAGGAGGUAGUAUGUAACAUGAAUCUGAAAUUGUCAAAGCCUAGUUUGAAAUGAUUGACAGAUAAAACAGCCUCAUCGAAUACUAAAAGCAAUAAAUAAUGGAAAAGGAUUAAAGAAUCGCUAAUCUCCAGCAAUAACUAUGGGAUCUCUAAGAAAUGGUAAACUCCUCUAAAGGAAAGAGUGUCUUCUGUUGA
Tetrahymena thermophila SB210 is the source of this 1236-nucleotide messenger RNA. RefSeq lists its product as hypothetical. The transcript has 11 exons. The record is from RefSeq and is a predicted model, not a curated record. NCBI's taxonomy places the organism in Eukaryota, Ciliophora, Oligohymenophorea, Hymenostomatida, Tetrahymenidae.